Cylindrotheca closterium is the source of this 789-nucleotide messenger RNA. The record is from the annotation of a GenBank genome assembly. Lineage: Eukaryota; Bacillariophyta; Bacillariophyceae; Bacillariales; Bacillariaceae.
AUGGAAGCGAGAAGUGCAAUGCACAUACUCAAUGCUCCAAGCACCAAAAGUCUGAAGUAUGCAAUCCGAUCUGGUCUCAUCAAGAACUGUCCUAUCACCAAAGAAGCGAUCAAUCAUGCCAAAGCAAUCUUUGGACCUGACGCCUCUACAUUGAAAGGCAAGUCAACAAGACCAACUCCAAAGAAGACGUACGACGACUUCUUCAGUCCACCAGAGGAACUAUAUCAGCACAAUCGAUCUAUUACCGUCUGCAUUGAUCACAUGGAGAUCAAGAAUGCUAAGUUUCUCACCUGCAUUGAUACCACUGUGCGUUAUUGCUCAUGCAUUCCCGUGCAGAACCUGAAGACUGACCCUGUAUUUGAAGCAUUGGAUAAGAUAUUCCGCCGCUACAACAAGGCAGGCUUUCAAGUCAAGACAAUCAAGUGUGAUUGGGCGUUCAUUCCUCUCACGGAUGAUUUGCUAGACAAUAUGGGUGUUACUAUUGACCCGACUGCAGCUGGAGACCACAAACCUACCGCUGAGCGAAACAAUAGGACGCUGAAAGAAAGAGUCAGAGUAGCUCUUGCACGAUUACCCUACAAAGUGGUCCCAAAAGUGAUCACUGAAUGUCUUGAACGUCAAGCCGCCGAGCUAUUGAAUGUCUUUCCCCAGAAAGACAGUAUCUCAUCACAUUUCAGUCCACAGCAACUCAUUGAUAAUGUCAAUAUGUCAAUAUCAACUACAAGAGUGACAUGGUUGCUGAACUCGGACAGUAUGUUCAUGCAAUUGGGACGGAUUCCAGCAAUUUGA